Plasmodium berghei ANKA is the source of this 1071-nucleotide messenger RNA. RefSeq names its product pre-mRNA splicing factor, putative. NCBI's taxonomy places the organism in Eukaryota, Apicomplexa, Aconoidasida, Haemosporida, Plasmodiidae. The record is from RefSeq and is a predicted model, not a curated record. The transcript has a single exon. Bases 1 to 1071 code for a protein of 356 amino acids.
AUGGAGAACCUUUACAAUGACAUGGAAGAAUAUGGGAAAAUUGCUCAACUGUAUGCAGAAAAAAAACAAAGAAAGGAAAAAAGGAAAGAAAAACUCAAUGAUGGGAUAUAUGAAGAUAUAUUAUGGAUGUAUGAAACAAAAGAAGAACAAGAAAUAAAAGAGCAAGAAGAGUUUUUAUUAGGUAAAAAAAUAGAUAUGAAGAAAUUAAUGGAAGAAGAGAAAAAAAAGCAAACUAAUAAUAACAAAAAUAACAUAGAUCAUUUAAGUAAACUAAGAGAGGAUCCAUUAACUAUCAUUAAAAAAAUGGAAAUCCAAAAAAAAAAAAUUAUAGAUGAACAAAAAAGACUAUUAGAUUUACAAAAAUAUAAAGAAAAUGAUAAAAUGAAAUAUUCAAAUAAAAUAUAUAAAAAAAGAAGACCCACGUCUUCAAUAAGUGAAAGAGAAACGAAAUACAGAAAAAUGAAAAAAAAAAGAGAAAAACACAAGGGAUACGAAACAGAAACAGACACCGAAAAAAAAAAAAAAAAUAAUAAUCCAAGUACAGAUAUAGAUAAUGAAAAUGAAACAGAUGAAGAAUAUGUAAAAAUAAAAAAAAAUAUGAAAAGGAUGGAACGUGAACAAAGAAAAGAAAGAUACAAAAGGGAUAGAAGAUAUCAUACAGAUAGGGAUUUGCAUAAAUAUGAACAAAAACAUUAUAAUAAAAUUAACGAAAAUCGUAAGGAAUAUUAUAGGCACAAAAAGGAAAGAAAUAGUAAAAGCAAUGAAAUGGAACGAUAUAAGAAGAAAUGCCGAGAAAAACAUAGGGAUAUUAGAGAUGGCACAAUACAUAAACAUCGAACAAAAAAUACAAGCAUAGGCCGAUAUUCGCAUAAAAAAAGAGAGUAUAAAAGGGAAGGAAUAAAAAAAGUAAAAGAAUAUUUAGGUAGUAAGGAUAGUAAUAGUAAAAGUGGAAGUAUUAGUAAGAGCAGGAGUAGAAGUGCCAUGUCCCAAACUAUUAGUAGUAGUGAUAGUAGAGAAGGAAAAUCUGCACGAAAGAAAUCACAUGAAAAACCUGCAAAAUAUAGGCGAUAA